AUGAAUAGCAGUUUACUGCGAUGUGGUCCAAGGUUUACAUCAUUGCGCAUCGCACCUUUUAGAAGAUUCAUGGCUACAAAGAAAACUGACUUGGCUCUGCCUCCCAUACAUCAUCAGCUAUUAUCGCUGAAACCAAUUACUCCGAGUGAUGCCUACGUUUCCUGUACAGUCUUCAACGAUAAGGGUGAUGUUACUGCAGUGUCACAGAAAUUCCCUAAGUGGGCCUUCCUUAGAGAUCAUUCUUUGUAUCCUCGAGAUUUGCGAAAGAUUGAUACCACUGCGAUUGAUAUUAUUCCCAGCAUUAUAGUGAAGAGUUCCUGUAUUGUAUUCAAUAUGCUUCAUAUCAAGGCUCUGAUAGAGAAAGAUCGAGUUUACGUAUUCGACACGGCCAAUCCUUCGGCAGCAGCCAAAUUGGGAGUGCUCAUGUAUGAUUUAGAGGCUAAAUUGUCCUUGAACAGAGGUUCCAUGAACACCCUUACCCAGUAUUAUGAACACCGAGCGUUGGAGAGCAUGUUGAUUAACGUGAUGAGUUCCUUGGAGACUGACUUUAAGAUGCAUAACAGGUUAUGUGGUCAGAUUUUAACUGAUCUGGAAAAUGAGGUCAAUCGAGACAAACUGCGAGAUCUGUUAAUCAAGUCCAAGGAUCUGACGCUAUUUUAUCAAAAGUCGCUUUUGAUCCGUGAAGUGCUAGAUGAACUACUGGAAAGUGAUGACGAUUUGGCUGGAAUGUACUUGACCGUGAAGAAGAAAGAGCAAGAUGAUGAUUUUGCGGAUUUAGAAAUGCUUUUGGAGACUUACUACACUCAAUGCGACGAGUACGUUCAGCAGGCUGAGUCACUGAUACAGGAUAUUCGAUCUACGGAAGAAAUUGUCAAUAUAAUCCUAGACGCCAAUAGAAAUUCUCUCAUGCUUCUAGAGUUGAAAGUUACCAUCUAUACACUGGGCUUCACUGUGGCGACUCUACUGCCAGCAUUCUAUGGUAUGAACUUGGAGAAUUUCAUUGAGGAAAGUAAUUUUGGAUUCGCUGGUGUGGUUCUCGUAUCCGUUAUAGCAGGGAUAAUGGUCACAGGCGCAAAUUUUAAGGCUUUAAGGUCUGUUACCAGGUUAACAAUGCUUAACAAUCACACUGGGGCCCAGUCCGCACAUCAUAAGAGGCUAGCAUCAAAAUAUGCGGACGAGCAUAUCCCAUCUCUCUGGCAAAGAUGGGGGCAAUGGACCAACUUGGUAUGGAAUGGAAGGACAGGUGUCGCUCAGCGAGCGCAAGACAAGAGGGAUAGAGAUGUCGUUUGGAAGUGGCUUCUCGAUGAUGAGAAGAAAUAG
This is a messenger RNA of Torulaspora delbrueckii, 1320 nucleotides long. It is a transcript of the gene MRS2, whose product is annotated as Mrs2p. Gene Ontology annotation, biological process: mitochondrial magnesium ion transmembrane transport. Lineage: Eukaryota; Fungi; Ascomycota; Saccharomycetes; Saccharomycetales; Saccharomycetaceae. The transcript has a single exon. The coding region runs from base 1 to 1320 and encodes 439 amino acids. The record is from RefSeq and is a predicted model, not a curated record. Gene Ontology annotation, molecular function: magnesium ion transmembrane transporter activity. Gene Ontology annotation, cellular component: mitochondrial inner membrane.